AUGUUCCCAGGAAGCAAGUGCUUACUUCCAGCAGCACCUGCUGCGUCCUUGGCUGUGGGUGUACCCAUCCUGUAUGUGAUCAGCACACUCCAGCACAUGGACGACCCGGGCACUGGUGAGGCGGCUGACACAACGAGGCAGCGGCCAUUGGUGGAUCGUGACCUCGGCAUGUUCUUCGCGGAUGCAGGGACGAACUCAGGGAAACCUAGCCGGGACGAGUGGUAG
Symbiodinium natans is the source of this 225-nucleotide messenger RNA. The record is from the annotation of a GenBank genome assembly. NCBI's taxonomy places the organism in Eukaryota, Dinophyceae, Suessiales, Symbiodiniaceae.